This is a messenger RNA of Stomoxys calcitrans (stable fly), 3228 nucleotides long. RefSeq names its product RNA-binding protein 5. The coding region runs from base 200 to 3178 and encodes 992 amino acids. The transcript is spliced from 14 exons. Lineage: Eukaryota; Metazoa; Arthropoda; Insecta; Diptera; Muscidae. Gene Ontology annotation, biological process: mRNA splicing, via spliceosome. The record is from RefSeq and is a predicted model, not a curated record. Gene Ontology annotation, molecular function: RNA binding. Gene Ontology annotation, cellular component: nucleus.
AAAAAAAAAUUGUCUGACCGAGUUGUGAGUUAAGCAGCUUUUAAAAUAUUUAUACAUAUAAAGAAAUAAGUUUUUAUUAUUGGUCUGGUGGCCAGGAUAAUACCAACAAUAUUUUUUCGUAAAAAGUGAUUAAUUUAAAAUCAUAUACCCUCCGAAGGAAUAAAUAGAAAUAUAAACCUUCAGCAAAAAAGACUGCAGAAUGGAUCAACGUUUUCGGAAUACUGGAAAUAACAACGGUGGCGGAGGACGCGGCUCAUAUCGCCGCUAUAGCCGUUCUCGUUCAAGAUCAAGAGAACGCGGUCGUGAACAAAUGCAUUACAACAACCGAAGAAAUUCUCGCUCGCGAUCACGUGAUCGUGGGGACUAUAGAUAUAACAUGGAGAAUGAUUUAUAUCGUGAUAUAAUCAAUCAGGAUUACCAAGACUAUGUGUGUGGAGAUAAUUCGCGAGGAAAUAAUAAAUAUAUGUCUCGUGGCUAUGACGAUGACUAUGGAAAUGAUCGUAGUGAUAAUUAUUACAACCGCAAUCGUGAAUAUGACAAUCGAGAUCGAAGAAAUCGUGAUGGCGAUCGUAAUAGGCAACGGGAUGCAAAAAGUUACGGAGGAAAUAGAGGUGGUGGUAAUGAUGGUGGCAAUAGUCGCUAUAACAACCAACAGAGGCGAAAUAAUUCCGCUGACCAAGAUGAUAAUGAUGACAUUGACGAUACCUUGAGCUCCAAUUAUAAUCAAACACCAUCAAAUACGAUUAUUGUUUUUGGACUGCAUUCGCGCAUUACUAAGGCAGAUAUUAUGAGCUGUUUGAUACAAGCUGAUAUGGUUCCGGCAUCUAUUCGUCUUAUACGCGAUCGCACAACAGGUGUAUCACGAGGUUUUGCAUUCGUCGAGUUUAAAACGACUCAAGAAGCUGCACGAUGGAUGGAAUAUACUCAGGGUAUCAUUCAAGUGGACGACACAUGCAGGGCCAACUUGCAAUAUAGUCAUCUAAAGGAUUGGCAUUGCGGCAAGUGUGGUCUCUUAAAUUUCAAACGUCAUAGCAAGUGUGUUAAAUGUCAUGUCUCACGUGAGGAAGGCGAAGAUACUGGGUUUGUGGCGAAUGAGAGCGGUAAAGGUGGCAAUGGCAAUAGCUCAGGCCGUGGCGAAUGGUAUUGUGGCAAGUGCAUUUUCUUGAAUUUUGGACGCCGCGACACUUGCUACAAAUGUUUUGCUUCCCGCGAAGAAAGUGCAUUAGUCAAAGGCAGCGAUGAAAUCAGCAACAUUCUAACCAAAAAAAUUAUGCUACGCAACUUGGAUGUGCUGAGCAACGAAGAAGCUGUUUUAACAGCUAUCACCAAGCAUGCGCCGGAUCUUGCGAAAAAGAUAACUAAAGUCCUUAUAUCUAGAGAUGCCUUAACACAAACUUCGAGGGGCAUUUGCUAUUUGAAUUUUGAUACCCUUGUUGAUUCAAUGGAAAUGCACAACUUGUUAAGUACUCUGGAGCCUCCUCUUACUAUAGACGAUAAAGAAGUACUUGUAACCUAUUGUGUGGAUAAUGAAAAUCGUCAAAUUGCCCUCAAGAAAAAAAGCGAAGGAUCGUCGGGCUCCAAUGGUUCAACGAAACAUCAAUCUGCUGUGAUUGGACCCAUGACAGCCGAAGAGAUAGCUGCGACUUCUGCCAAUUCAACAGAACAAUAUACAUUAGAUGAUGUUCCUCGUUUAGCUGAAUACAGUGCUUCGUUAUAUGCGACAACGCCUGCAGAACAUGCUCAUUAUUUAAAAUACUAUACUGAUUAUUACAUAGCGGAGAUAAGUAAUGGCUCUCACUCCAAUCUACCAGCAGAUAAUCAAGCCAAUUCUGGUGCAGCUGUAGCCUUGUCGGCUAUUAAACGAAAGCAGGCUAUGAUGAACAAGACUGAAGCGAUUGGCACAGCUGCAUCCUCUCGCAUUGCGGGCACUAAUGUAUCAGCUGCAGCAGGUUCAAGACCAGCAGUGGUUACUCCGAAAGGCAACGAUGGCAAAGUAUACCCUACUCCCGAUGUAUCACUUUAUCAAUAUGACGAAACCUCCGGCUACUACUAUGAUCCCACAACUGGCCUGUACUACGAUGCUCAUUCUCAAUACUAUUAUAAUAGUGAAACUGGGGCAUAUCUUUAUUGGGAUCAACGUAAAAGUACAUAUAUACUGGCCACACCAGCCGCUGUUGCUGCAACCGUACAGGCAGCGGUAAAACAGGAGUCAGAGGCGUCUUCCGCCAAUGCCUCAGAAGAAGUAGAUGCCUCCAAAAAAGACAAAAAGGAAGGUGGUGGUCACAAGCACGAUAAAGUUAAAGUGGCUAAAAAGAUUGUUAAGGAUAUGGAGAAGUGGGCUAAGCAAUUAAACCAAAAGAAGGAUUAUGUACCAAUUGCACCGCCACAACAAGCACAAACGUCGGUUGAUGGUGCAAGGCCUUCUACAAGUUCUGCUGGUGCAGGAGUAGGUGUUAGCAGUGGAUAUGCGGAUGUUGGUUUUUCAAUAUUAGAAAAGAAAGCAGGCAACAAUUUCAUGGCACCCUCAACGGUGGGAACAUCCAAUAAGCUUAUACCGGCUUAUGGUUCCGAUUCUGAAGAUGAUGUUCCCCCGCCCGGCAAAUCUAACUUCGCGGAAGCUAGUGAGAAGGACUUUGUUGAUUUUCAAAAACUUACCUGUUUGCUAUGCAAACGAGCAUUUCAGUCUUUGGAAAUUCUGCAGAAGCAUUUAAAAAUGUCCAAUUUGCAUAAAGAGAAUCUAGCCAAAAUUUACACCUCCAAAGCAGUGGGUUCUAUGCAAUCUGAAAGCGAUAAGGAGUCAUCACUGGCAGCAGCUUUGUCUUAUCGCGAUCGGGCCAAAGAAAGGCGAGAAAAGUAUGGAGAAUGUGAUCCACCACCAACAAAUCCCAAUAGGGAACGUUUUGAAAAGGAAAUAAAGAAACUAACAUCUCGUGCCGCAGAAGCUCCCGUUAUGCCAAUUGGUUCAAAUAAUGUGGGCAAUCGACUGUUACAGAAAAUGGGUUGGUCCGAAGGUCAAGGUCUGGGUCGCAAAAACCAAGGACGCACCAAUAUUAUAGAGGCAAAAACUCGAAAAUCAACUGCGGGUCUGGGUACUAACUCAAGUGGAGGCCCCGGUACUGGUGAUGAUUACAAGACGUAUAUUAAGAAAAUGAUGAAAUCUCGAUAUGAAUCGGUAUAGAUACACACAUGCUGCCAAACAGGCGGUUUAUUUCUUUAUGGCUAUACCAA